GACAGGAGGGGACAGCCGGGGGGGUCGGGCUCUGCUCCCAGGGAACAGGGACAGGACAAGGGGAAAUGGCCUCAAGCGAUGCCAGGAGAGGUUUAAUUUGUAUAUAGAUAGGAUAGAUGGGGAUAUUUCUUCACGCAAAGCAUGCUCAGGCACUGUCACAGGCUGCCUGGGGCAGUGGUGGAAUGCCAGUCUUGGAAGUGUUCAAAGAGCCGUGUGCAUGUGGCACUUGAGGGCAUGGUUUAGUGGUGGUGGUGGUGCUGGGGGAAUGACUGGACUUGGAAGGCUUUUCCAAUCUUUACAAAUCCACGUUUCUAUGAUUCUUUAGAUCCUGGCCUUAACCCCCCUGCAAGGAUCGUGGGAUGCGCAGGUGUGGGUCUGCUAUGGGAUCAGUCCCCCUUGGCACCCUGUGUCCACAGGACAGCCUCUGGGGUGUGCAUCCCUGCAGGGUCACUGCCAUGGUACUGAAGGUGUUCUUUCCAUCGUGCUGCUCCUCAGCGGACAGCGGCAUUUUGAUCGGCCGCUGGAUCUCUGAGCAGAACUCUGCUGUCAUCCUUGCUGUGCUACACUUCCCCUUUAUCCCUGUCCAGGUGAAGCAGUACCUUGGGGAAGUUCAGCACUUGACUAAAGUCAGUGUUUCUGUGCUUGGCUCAUGGAGCAAUAGCAAACAGGAGAAAGAAGAGAGUCUCAGUGAGUUCUUGGAGGACCUUGGGACCAUAUUCUGCCAUGAGCCAUGGAUCCAGAUAAGCAAAGAGGGAGACAGCAAAUUCUGGAGCUGUUCUAUCCUUCAGAAACACCCUAAGAACCCUCAGGAGGAAGAAAUCAUCUUGGUAUACUAUGACCAGCGCAAGGUCAUGCUUUCCCAUCUCCACCCCCCUUUGGACACAGCUGGCCAGAGGGCAGAGGAUGCCUCAAAGCUCUCGGCCAUCUUUGACACAGUGGCCAGGAGCCAGGUUCUGUUCAUGACGGACAGGUACGACGAGGGGCCCAUCAAGCUGACCCACUGGCAGUCGGAUGGGGUGGAGGCCAGUAUCAUCGUGGAGCUGCUGAAGCAGGCCUCUGUACCUGCCUGCAUGCUGCUGACAUUCCUGCUCUCACUGGUCUCUGGGAUCUGCAGGAGCAGGGUGCUGAAGUUUUGGCCUUUGUCUUUCUUGUGGAGCAAACUCUCAACUUGUGAGCAGCUGGGACAUCGCCUGCAGCACCUCCAGGUCAUCAGCAGCAACAAGAAGGCUCAAAACCAAAAUCAGCUGAUGAGGAAAGCCAACAUCUUUGUGUCUCUGCUGAUUGAUGUGGCCCUGGGGAUACUGCUGAUGUCGUGGCUGUACAGGAAGAACCGCAUUGGUCACCUUGCUGACACUCUCAUCCCUGUGGCUGACCACGUGGCUGAAGAGCUGCAGGACCUGCUCCAGUGGCUGAUGGGAGCACCAGCUGGACUGAAAAUGAACCGAGCCUUGGAUCAAGUUUUGGGCCGUUUCUUCCUUUAUCACAUCCAUCUUUGGAUCAGCUACAUCCACCUGCUGUCCCCCUUCAUUGAGAUGAUCCUGUGGUACGUGGGGCUGUCGGCUUGUCUGGGCCUGACCGUGGCUCUCUGCAUCCUCUCCGACAUCAUCGCGCUCCUGACCUUCCACAUCUACUGCUUCUAUGUCUACGGGGCCAGGCUCUACUGCCUGAAGAUCUACGGCCUGUCCUCUCUGUGGCGCCUGUUCCGAGGCAAGAAGUGGAACGUGCUGCGGCAGCGGGUGGAUUCCUGCUCCUAUGACCUGGACCAGUUAUUUAUUGGCACUUUGCUGUUCACGAUCCUGCUGUUCCUUCUGCCUACAACUGCACUGUAUUAUUUGGUGUUUACCCUGCUCCGGUUGCUGGUGGUGAUUGUGCAGGGCCUCAUACACUUGCUGGUGGACCUGAUUGACUCCCUGCCUCUUUAUUCCCUUAUCCUUCGCCUCUGCAGAUCCUACAGGCUCGCAGCUGGAGUGAAGUUCAGAGUGCUUGAGCAGCAGGAUGGAAAACCUCUGCGUCUCCUUAUGCAGAUCAACCCCCUCUCCUAUGGAGGUGUGGUCCAGACAUACAGACUGCCCACCUACAGCUGCUAUCCCAGGGACUCCUGGGCAUCUCUCUGCAAGAAACUGUUCCUUGGAGAGCUCAUCUACCCUUGGAAACACAAAGGAGACAAGCAGAACUAAAGACAGUGGAAGAACUUAGGAACUUGACCUGAAAAACAUACUGACUCCUAAUGUUUGGGACCAAAGGCUACUCAGAGCCAGCAACUGCUCCAUCCCUUUAAACAGAUUUUGGUAACAUAGGAAGGGCUGAAUUUUUAAAGGCAAGUAUUUUUAAACAUUAUAUUUCAACUUUCUCUUCCCCUACACUGUGUUUGUAUAUUAUGCUAAUGAUUAUUUUGGAAGCAAAAGGUUAAACCCAUCAGUGCCUCAUGAAACCAGUGUCAUGGAGGGAGCAGCUCCCAAAUGUUUCGGUGAUGAAUUUCUCCUUCCAUGUCAGCUCACAGGGCUAUAGCAAAUCAGCCCCUCAGGUGGUUCGGAGCCACAAUGCUGUGGUGCCUUCAGCCAGAGCAUGUUUUGGACCUUUUAUGCUUCAGCCCUCAAGCCAGCUGAUCAAAAACAUGUGGAGAAUCAGCUUGUGGAGUUCUACAAUGAAAACUGAACAGCUGGGUGUCUGAGUUCAUGGGAUAUUUAUUAAUUUCUUUUGAGGAGAGCUUGCAUUCACCCUCACUGCAGCACCAGAGGUGUUGGAAGAGCGAGGCUGGAGGCCCAGAAGCACAGACUGUUUUAUCGUGAUUCUGUGAUUUCUCUUGGGAGGGUAGUUUGCUUUGGAUACAUUUCCAAAGUGCAUGAGUGCUUGGCUUUCCAUGUUCUGGUCUUAUUUUGAUGUGUCUCCUAUUCUCUCUCUUGGAAAGGGUGCCUGUGCACUGGAGGAUGUCCCACUGGGUAUGCGGUGGUUGUGUCAAAUUUAAAUACAGUCCUUACCCAAAAUGCA
This is a messenger RNA of Motacilla alba alba, 2988 nucleotides long. RefSeq names its product phosphatidylinositol glycan anchor biosynthesis class Q (gene PIGQ). Lineage: Eukaryota; Metazoa; Chordata; Aves; Passeriformes; Motacillidae. The transcript is spliced from 11 exons. Gene Ontology annotation, biological process: GPI anchor biosynthetic process. The record is from RefSeq and is a predicted model, not a curated record. Bases 360 to 2177 code for a protein of 605 amino acids. Gene Ontology annotation, cellular component: membrane; endoplasmic reticulum.